CUCGAGUUUUGCCCUUCAAUGUAGGAGAAGAAAACACAAGCGCGAGGUGCUCGCGGAGGCGCGCAGACACCGAGCGGCUCGGGUUGAGUCUAUAAGGUUCUCAUGUGUUGUUUAAGAGCGCAGCGCUGCUCGGGCGACACUCAUCUUUGAACUCAGCGUUUGAUAGACUGCAAAUCCGCUCUGGAAAAUGGCAGAAACCGCUCCAGCCCCGGCCGCUGCCGCCCCGUCGGCCAAAGCGCCCAAGAAGAAGUCCGCCGCAAAAGCCAAGAAAGCAGGUCCAGGCGUCGGUGAGCUGAUCCUCAAAGCCGUGUCCGCGUCCAAGGAGAGGAGCGGCGUGUCGCUCGCCGCCCUGAAGAAAGCUCUCGCCGCCGGCGGCUACGACGUGGAGAAGAACAACUCCCGCGUCAAGCUCGCCAUCAAGAGCCUGGUGACUAAAGGCGCCCUGCUGCAGGUCAAAGGGACCGGCGCCUCCGGCUCCUUCAAGAUAAGCAAGAAGCAAACCGAGACCAAGAAGAAACCGGCGAAGAAAGCGGCUCCCAAAGCGAAGAAGCCCGCGGCCAAGAAACCCGCUGCAGCCAAGAAACCCAAGAGCGCAGCGGCAAAGAAGCCCGCCGCUAAGAAAUCGCCCAAGAAGGCCAAGAAACCCGCCGCUGCAGCCGCCAAGAAGGCGACGAAGAGCCCCAAGAAGGCGAAGAAGCUGGCCGCACCCAAGAAAGCAGCCAAGAGCCCCAAAAAAGCCAAGGCUGCCAAACCCAAGGCAGCAAAGCCAAAAGCUGCCAAGCCCAAAAGGCAGCCCCCAAGAAGAAAUAAAUAUCAUCUGUUUUAUCCCCCAAAGGCUCUUUUGAGAGCCACCCACUUACUCCAAAGAAAGAGCAAAAGAUCCGCAGUUUGA
Carassius carassius (crucian carp) is the source of this 892-nucleotide messenger RNA. RefSeq names its product histone H1-like. Gene Ontology annotation, cellular component: nucleosome. Bases 188 to 892 code for a protein of 234 amino acids. The transcript has a single exon. Gene Ontology annotation, molecular function: structural constituent of chromatin; DNA binding. Lineage: Eukaryota; Metazoa; Chordata; Actinopteri; Cypriniformes; Cyprinidae. Gene Ontology annotation, biological process: nucleosome assembly. The record is from RefSeq and is a predicted model, not a curated record.